CUUGGGCGCCUGCUGUCCGCCCAUGCGGAAGCCAUUGAAUCCGCCGCCUCCGCCGCCGGCACCACCAGGCGGCUCUGGACGCCGCGGCGCGUCCGGUGGCGAGGAGCGCGGGCGGCGGCAUGCGCGACAAAGGGCGUAUAUGCGGUGUGGUGGAGCUGUGGGUAGCGCAGGAAGUGGUUGGGAAGAGCGAGACGUCGUGAGCGGGCCCGGGAGAUGUGGGAAGUGAUGAGGAGUGGAAGGUGGCCUUGCGCACCUCUAGCGUCAGGGUGCUGGCAGGUGCGAGAAGCUUCGCGGCCGGCUCCACCUCGGCGCGCGCUUACGCGAAUUCCCGAUUUCCGUGCCGCACCUCGACUUCUCGCGCCGGCCUUCUUCGUCGGCUAUAAAGCGUCGACGCAACCUCCGAGGCAGCUUUCACCGCAUCAAUCUCCCUCCUGCUACUCUGCUGAGGCUCAGCGACGUGCAGUGGCAAGCGCGCAGCAAGAGUGCCGCUGCCGUCUCGGCCAGGGCUGCGCAUCACGCAUGGCGAAAGUCUCAUCAGAUGCUGCGCAGCGGGGUCGGGAUGGCGGUGUGGCGCUGAGGUGCCGGCCGUGCUCAGCCACAUCUGGGCCGCUUCCCACGCUUGCGCCGCCGCGCCGCGCUGCGCACCGCCUCCGGCCUGGCCAUGCUGCGCCUCCGGCCAGCUGAGCAGCUGCGCAAGGCCCUCAUCUCGACGGCUCUCGAACGAAGUCUGCUGCGCACAGUCGCAGCUCUCCCGCUGCGCACUUCUCCCCCCUCACGUCUAUAAGAAGCGCCCCUCCUCGCCUCCCCAGCCGCGCUCUUCACGACACCAUGACCACGCCCGCUCCUGCCCGCGUCUCAAGCCCCACACUCUCCGGGGUAUCGACGAACUCGGACUCGUCGCUCUCCAUCAUCGAGUGCGAUGCUCCGGCGCCA
Molecule: messenger RNA, 933 nt
Organism: Tilletiopsis washingtonensis
Lineage: Eukaryota; Fungi; Basidiomycota; Exobasidiomycetes; Entylomatales
Exons: 3
Coding region: 214-684 (156 amino acids)
Source: RefSeq, a predicted model, not a curated record